ACGUCAUUGUUAGAGUGUCAGGGAAAGUGUAGCGAGGAUCUUUGGUUGGAUUUUUGUGUGUGGUCUCUCCGUCUCUCUAAACAUGGAACGAAGAAGCGAGAAGGGGAGUCGAUAUAGAGCGCUUCUCAAGAGGGCAAUUUUUAUGGUUCCGCUUAUGUUGCUGGUUUUCUCGUCGGUGUAUGGAGUAACCGUUACCAAUGCUCCGACAACUAGCAUUUCAUCUACAAAGAAUGUUAGUACCACCGAAAUUAUUCAACCUACCGAAGUACCAAACCAGGAGCAAAUUGGUGCACUAACCAUCUUCUUUAUACUUCUGUUAUUGUUGAUAUCAAUUCUUCUUGUGUAUGGUCUAAUUAAAGCCAAGUUCCACUAUUUGCCAGAAAGCAUUGCGUGUGUCUUACUUGGAGCAAUAGUUGGACUCUUGCUACAAGUCUUGCCCAUUGGUGAUUGGAAAGCUGAAGAAGCACUACAUCCUACUAUAUUUUUCCUGGUGUUGUUGCCACCGAUUAUUUUUGAGUCGGGCUACUCACUGCACAAAGGAAACUUUUUUCAAAACAUUGGGUCUAUUCUGGUUUUUGCCAUAAUUGGCACUGCAAUAUCAGCAGUUGUUAUAGGAGGUUUCGUUUAUGUCUUGGGAAGGGCUGGUGUUGUGUAUAAGCUUUCUGCCAUUGAGAGUUUUGCGUUUGGCUCUCUUAUUUCUGCUGUUGAUCCGGUUGCAACUCUGGCUCUAUUUCAAGCUUUGGAUGUCGAUCCAAUCUUUUACAUGUUAGUCUUUGGUGAAAGCGUUCUGAACGAUGCCGUCUCUAUUGUAAUGACAAGCUCCAUACUUGCUUUCCGAGGUCCCACAGAGGCAUCAGCCAGCUCAAUAUUGUUAGCAUUUGGCCACUUCCUACUAAUGUUUUUGGGAUCCUCUGUUAUUGGCGUUGUAUUUGGACUUAUCAGUGCAUUGUUACUUAAAUACAUCAACCUCAGAAGUGUUCCAUCACUUGAGCUGGGAACUGUACUUAUAUUUGCUUAUGCUCCGUAUGCAUUUGCUGAAACACUGCAACUGUCUGGAAUUAUGGCUAUUUUGUUCUGUGGGAUAGUCAUGUCUCACUACACUCACUUCAAUCUAUCAUCAGCCUCCCAAAUUACUGUGCAACUGGCGUUUCGGACUAUUGCUUUCCUGUCAGAGACAUGUGUGUUUGCCUAUAUCGGCUUGGCCAUUUUCAGUUUUCAUCAUGAAUUCAAGCUUUCGCUCAUCUUGUGGAGUGUUUUCCUUAUCCUACUUGGACGAGCUUUUAACAUCUUCCCACUGUCCCUGGUGGUCAACCGUUGCCGUUCAGUAAAGAUAAGUUUCCAGAACCAAGUUAUUAUGUGGUUUAGUGGACUCCGCGGUGCCAUUGCAUUUGCUUUGUCCCUCCACUUACCAUUUGAGAGCGAGACUAGAGCUGUUCUUAUUACCACAACAUUGAUCAUUGUCCUGGUGACAAUAGUAAUAUUAGGUGGCUCAACUUUGCCUCUAUUAAAGAUUUUACGGUCGCACUAUGCGGACAAGUUGGUCAUGAGUAAAACAGAAGAUCAGGGCACGACAAUUGAUGCAGAAGAUUUGGAGCAAACGGAACGGUUAUCUGGAGGCAUAUUUUUUGAAUUGGAUCAAAAGUUCGUAAUUCCUUUUUUCCGACGGCAGUUUACACAGAAGGAAGUAGAAGACUCACAUAUUGAGAUGCAGAAAAUGACCAGUCAGUGGUACAAUGGUGUGACUCAAGUGCCAUCAUCAGAUGAAGAGUCACUUCAGACGAAAGAAACUGUGGGUGGAAGUGAUGAUAUUCAGAGUGAUGCUUUGUGAUGGUUAACAACUUUCACAGUUUUUUAUCAUAGAUAUAUGAGGAUAGGUAGUGAUAGAUGAACAUUGGCAAUUGAUUAAUUGAUAGUUUAUGUGUAACACCUUGAAGGUGUGGUAAGCAUUUUGAUAUUGACUAUUUUGUCAAGUGACAUCAAUUCAAGCAUUUGAUAUGCAA
Messenger RNA from Corticium candelabrum, 2000 nucleotides. RefSeq names its product sodium/hydrogen exchanger 8-like. The transcript has 18 exons. Gene Ontology annotation, molecular function: potassium:proton antiporter activity; sodium:proton antiporter activity. Gene Ontology annotation, biological process: potassium ion transmembrane transport; regulation of intracellular pH; proton transmembrane transport. The record is from RefSeq and is a predicted model, not a curated record. Gene Ontology annotation, cellular component: membrane. Bases 83 to 1828 code for a protein of 581 amino acids. Lineage: Eukaryota; Metazoa; Porifera; Homoscleromorpha; Homosclerophorida; Plakinidae.